This is a messenger RNA of Neurospora hispaniola, 1041 nucleotides long. RefSeq lists its product as uncharacterized. The record is from RefSeq and is a predicted model, not a curated record. NCBI's taxonomy places the organism in Eukaryota, Fungi, Ascomycota, Sordariomycetes, Sordariales, Sordariaceae. Bases 1 to 1041 code for a protein of 346 amino acids. Gene Ontology annotation, molecular function: oxidoreductase activity. The transcript has 3 exons.
AUGUCUCUCCCCUCUACUCAGCCGCAGUGGGUCGUCACCAGCAAGGAGAAGGGCUUUGAUGGCCUCAUCAAGGAGCAGGGCCCCGUCCCCAAGCCCGGUGACAACGACGUUCUCGUCCGUCUCCACGGUGCUUCCCUGAACUACCGUGAUCUCAUCAUCCCCCAGGGCAAGUACCCUUUCCCCAUCAACCUCCCCGUCGUUGCCGCCUCCGAUGGUGCCGGUGAGGUCGUUGCCGUUGGCUCCAAGGUCACCAAGUGGAAGAAGGGCGACAAGGUCACCACCCUCUUCAACCAGUGGCACCAGUUCGGCGACAUCGACGUCCGCGCUGCCUCCUCUGGCCUCGGCGGUGUUUUCGAUGGCACCCUCCGCCAGUACGGUGUCUUCCACGAGGACGGCGUCGUCCGCACCCCCUCCAACCUCAACGAUGUUGAGGCCGCUACCCUCGUGUGCGCCGGUGUGACUUCGUGGAACGCCCUCUACGGCCUCAAGGCCCUCAAGCCCGGCCAGUGGGUCCUCACCCAGGGUACCGGUGGUGUUUCCCUCUUUGCCCUCCAGUUCGCCAAGGCCGGUGGUGCCAAGGUGAUCGCCACCACCUCUUCCAAGGAGAAGGCCGAGAUGCUCAAGAAGCUCGGUGCUGAUCACGUCAUCAACUACCGCGAGGACCCCAACUGGGGCGAGACUGCCCGCAAGCUCACCCCCAACAACCAGGGUGUUGACCACAUCAUCGAGGUCGGUGGUGCCGGCACCCUCGGCCAGAGCAUGGCCGCCAUCAAGUACGAGGGUAUCAUUUCCAUCAUCGGUUUCCUCGGUGGUGUUCAGCCCAAGGAGAGCAUCCUCGAGACCCUCAGCAGAAUCUGCACUGUUCGUGGUGUCUACGUCGGUAGCAGGCAGCUCAUGGAGGACAUGUGCGCUGCCAUUGAGGCCAACAACAUCCACCCCGUUGUUGACAAGACCAUCUUCACCUUGGACCAGGCCAAGGAGGCUUAUGAGUACAUGUGGGCCCAGAAGCACUUCGGCAAGGUUGGCAUCAAGAUCGAGUAG